AUGACAAUUCCUGCACGAGAACAGAGCCGCAGCCCGUCACCGUCGCCGGACACCGCCCUCGUCUCUUACGAACCCGACGACAACGACAGCCCAGCCUUCUCUUUCUCUGGGACCGGUGCCGAAGACAGCCCACUACCGCCAUCCUACGAUCUAGGGCCGGAACCCCAACAGCAGUCGGCAUCGAGUCUUCCGCAGAGACUUCAGCCGAGCAACGGCGGCGUCGGUAUAUCUCCAACCUCCCUCGUCUCGACCGACUACUACGCCGCCUCGUCCGCCGCCUCCUCACCCUGUACCUCCGUCUACGCCGACCUGUCCCUGGGCAGCGACCGAGGAGGAAACGAGACUGGACCCUUUCUGGACACCGACACCAAGUCCAGAGGCCAGUCUCCAUACACAAUCCCCAAGAGAGCCAUUAUGAACGACGAUGCGAACCUCCCCCACCGUUCGUCAUCCCCGCUCAAGCGUCGCGCAUCAAGCAUGGAACCCGAAGGUGACGUGCCCAACAGCACAUCCUCUUCCUCCGACAUCAGGGCGAACAGCGGCCUGCCCCGCGCUAUGAGUGUCGAUACGCCCGACUAUACCGCCGAUCAAAAUGAGAACAGAUCGCCACCUCCGAUGCAUGAACAAGUCAAAAUAAUCGAGACACUUCUCCAAGCCUCUAAGGAGGCACCUCUCAAGGAAGGAGAGACAGCAUACCUGGUAUCCCGGAGCUGGGUCGACAAGGCACUCGCCCUACGCUCCGAUGACCCAAAGAGAGCUAAGACGGAUGAUACCGACGUCAAAUCUUUGGGCCCCGUUGACAAUUCGGACAUAAUUCAAGAUGUCAUCAAGGAUUCCAGCGGCAUUGAAUUCGUUCGCCUAAAGCCGGGGCUUGGCCUCGAGUCCUUUGAGCUCUUCCCCCAAGAUGCGUGGAACUUGGUGGUUGACUGGUAUGGCAUCAAGGAUGACCAGAAACCCAUCGUGCGGAACGCUAUAAAUGAGGCUCCUGAUGCCCAGUCAGCACCCGAAAUCAUCUACGAACUGCAUCCUCCCAUCUUCCGUAUCCACAGGCUGUGGUCUGAGAUCAGCCCCCUACCGAUUGAGCAGUCGCUCAAGGCCAACAACCCUGGUCCUGUUAUUCUCGUACGGAGCCGCAAGAGUCAUGCCCACACCUUUCUUAGGGAUGCCAAGACCCUGGCCGGCAUCCCACUCGAUCGCAAGAUCAGGCUGCACUCCAUUGCUUCGACACACACUCUGGGUGACCAUACCUCACAAUCCUCAGCCCUGACACCCCCUGAUUCGCCUCAGCGGGAAGGCCAGGUUGGAUCACAGGGCUCCUGGUCUUGCCUGCUUGUCGAUGUGCCUAGUUUCUCUCAGGUCCGUGACCUGAGAAUGCAAGUUGACAUGGCCGACACGACAAUCAACCCCAAGUACAAUGGAAAGUCCUCCAUCCAGCUGCAAGGCCUUGUCACGGAUCAAACGCUCAUACUGGACGAAGCCAUCGAGGGCUGGUGGGUCAGCACUUACACCGGCCAGCACCUGCCCAAGGCAGCCAAGAGCCUCACGAUUAAGGGAACUACAUCGACUCUAUCAUCCAAGACAAACAGCGCUCGCAGCAGCCCGGCGCCCCUGGGCCCCGUCACCCGUGGAAGGGGACAACGCAAGAGCGUCGGCAAGAGCUUGGGCUCUGUGGGCUUGCACAACCUGGGCAACACAUGCUACAUGAACUCGGCCCUGCAGUGCGUUCGUAGUGUCGAGGAGCUCACCAAGUACUUCCUCACCGACGCGUACCUGACCGAGAUCAAUAAGACGAAUCCUCUAGGGUAUCACGGCAAGGUCGCCCUCGCCUACGCUAGUCUGCUGAAAGAGAUCUAUGAUGCGGGCCGUGGAUCUGUCAGUCCUCGUGACUUCAAGACGACAGUCGGUCGGUGCCGGAGCACAUUCCAGGGCUGGGGUCAGCAAGACUCGCAGGAGUUCCUUGGCUUCCUCCUCGACGGCCUCCAAGAAGACCUGAGCCGUAUCAAGAAGAAGCCGUACAUUGAGAAGCCCGACUCCACGGAUGACAUGAUCAACGACCCCGAAGCCAUUCGUCGGAUGGCAGAGGAAGUGUGGGAUAUCACGAGAAAGCGAGACGACUCAGUCAUUGCCGACCUUUUCACUGGCAUGUACAAGUCGACCCUCAAAUGCCCCGAAUGCGGCAAGAUAAGCAUCACCUUUGAUCCAUUCAACAACCUCACUCUGCCACUCCCCAUCGAGGACAUGUGGGUCAAGGCCGUUCGGUUCUUCCCACUCAACGAUGUGCCCGUGAGGAUCGAAGUUGAGCUCCCUAAGCACAGUUCCAUCGAGACCCUGAAGCAGUUCAUGUCGACACGCACUGGCGUCCCGGCUAAUCGUCUGAUGGGUGCUGAGGAGUUCAAAGAUAAGUUCUUCAAGAUCUACGACGAUCACCAGGAUAUCUCUGAGGAGAUCCAGUCCUCUGACAUCCCUACAAUCCAUGAACUGGAAGCAAUACCAACCAACUGGCCACCAAAGGGCAAGCUCAAAAAGCGAUCUAUGCUAGACAUCGGUACACCUCCUGACCCCUCCACCUGGGAAGACCCGGCAUACGAACGCAUGGUGGUUCCUGUCUUUCACCGCCGUCCCCAUGCCACUGGACGCUCCGAGGGAGCGUCUCCUCCGCACUUUGUCAUCCUUAGCAGAGAGGAGGCCUCUGACUACGACCGUAUCCAGCGAAAGGUGCUGGCCAAGGUUGCCACGUUUUCGACCUGGAAGACGCUCCAGAAGGAGUGCGAGGAAGGGGGAAGCAACCAAAACACAGAAUCCGAUAGCGGAGUGACCACUGCUUCCGACGUCGAUUCCCCGGGAGAGAGCAACUUCGCCGCGCACUCGGUCCAGGGAGAGGAAGACAUGGUGGACGUCACGAUGAAGGACGCGAGUGAGCGUCUGCCUCACAAGCCUGGGAUCCUGAGGCGUUUCAACACGAAGCGCCCUGCCUUCCUCAAGCCUGAUAGCUUCCUGGCCCCCGAACUUCAGAACCUAUUUGAACUUAGCUACUUCUACGACGGCCCGGAGAGUUCAGUACCGACUGGAUGGUCUCAGAUCGAGCCGUCGAGGACCUUUCCCAAGGUCGCAGACCGCAUACCGCAGCAGCUCCAGGCUGAGGAAGACCAAGGAAGCCCGACUAGUAUCGAGAGCUCAGACAAUGGAGGAUCCGGAAACGAGGAGGACAGUAACGAAGGUUCUCCCAAGAUCGAGUCACCUGAAACACGUAUGGCAGAUGAAUCGAGCGAGGAAGCUGACGUCGGGCCUAGCCGCUUCGCCCGUCGCCCCAACCCCAAGUUCAAAGGAAAGAAGAAGUUCAACAAGACCUACGGCAAGGCCAACAAGAGGCGUGAGAAGCAGAUGCGUAAGGAAGCGCACCGUACUGCUGUCAGGCCGCAGCCCCGACCGCAGCCCGAGGCCCGAGCCGACGGCGGCCCUCUCAUCCGUCUUGGGGAGGGGCUCGUCGUCGAUUGGAACGAGGAGGCCUGGGAGACGAUAUUUGGUGGCUCACCCUACGGUGGCGAGUCUGGAAGUAAAACUUUUAUCGAGCCAGAGGUCCUCACCGACCCGGCCCUCAAGAUCACCCAGAGGCGUCGGCAGACACGACGCUCCCGCGGCAUCACCCUCGAUGAGUGCUUAGAUGAGUUUGAGAGGGCCGAGGUGCUUUCAGAGCAGGACAUGUGGUACUGCCCACGCUGCAAGGAGCACCGCCGGGCCAGCAAGAAGUUUGAUCUGUGGAAGACUCCGGACAUCUUGGUGGCGCACCUCAAACGUUUCAGCAGCUCUGGCUACCGCCGCGACAAGCUAGAUAUCCUAGUCGACUUCCCCAUUGAGGGGCUGGACCUCACUUCGCGAGUGAUCGAGAAAGAAGACGGACGUAACGAGAUAUACGAUCUCAUUGCGGUGGACGACCACUACGGGGGGCUCGGCGGAGGUCACUACACGGCGUACGCCCGUAACUUUAUGGACGGCCGAUGGUACAACUACAACGACUCGUCAGUCAGCCACGUGUCGGACCCGACAUCUGUGGUAUCGAGCGCCGCGUACCUUCUGUUCUACCGGAGGAGGUCGAGCGGUGCCCUAGGUGGUGCUCGCUUCCAGGAGAUUUUUGACCAAUUUGACAACCCAGAUGAAGGUGGCGAGGAAUCUUCGACCGAGGCGGGAAACGACCAGCCUUCGUCGGACGACAGCUACGGGCGCGUAUCUAGGCCAAGCUUAAUCAAAGGAAGCAGCGUCAACACGCGUCGACUGGACGGAUCGGACGACGAGGAUGGAGGGCCCUUUGGCGGCAGCGGACAGAGCAUAGUGCGUCGCAGCGUCGAGAUGGACGACGAGUACCAGUCCCUAGGACCCAACCCGGUGAGCCAAGGGUGGAGCUUCGGCGACACGGACAACGGCACGAUAGACAACACGUCAGAUCUGGCUAGCGAUACGGUCCAGGUCAGCUCUGAGGAUGACCAGAACGUGUUUGGUGACGAGGACGUUGAGAUGAACUCUGCCGUGGCGGACGGCGACUCAGACGCCGAGACGACCUACAAGGCGUCAUCGCCCAACGUGCACGCGGCCGGCACAGACAUCAUUUCGGUCUCCGCCAAGUCGGGUGUUGCAGCAGACGCGGACUCGGAGGAAGUGGCUGAAAUUCAUGUCGAGAGCGGCGAUAAAGAAUCCAGCUCGUAG
Messenger RNA from Geosmithia morbida, 4698 nucleotides. RefSeq names its product ubiquitin carboxyl-terminal hydrolase 4/11. Bases 1 to 4698 code for a protein of 1565 amino acids. The record is from RefSeq and is a predicted model, not a curated record. Gene Ontology annotation, biological process: protein deubiquitination. Gene Ontology annotation, molecular function: cysteine-type deubiquitinase activity. NCBI's taxonomy places the organism in Eukaryota, Fungi, Ascomycota, Sordariomycetes, Hypocreales, Bionectriaceae. The transcript has 5 exons.